Molecule: messenger RNA, 1729 nt
Organism: Bactrocera neohumeralis
Lineage: Eukaryota; Metazoa; Arthropoda; Insecta; Diptera; Tephritidae
Exons: 2
Biological process (GO): protein import into nucleus
Cellular component (GO): cytoplasm; nucleus
Molecular function (GO): nuclear import signal receptor activity
Source: RefSeq, a predicted model, not a curated record
AUGGAGCUUCUGAAGCAGCCGUUUUCAGUGCCGCCCGCGCCGGAAACGAUUGCGCUGCGCGCGCAGGCAACGGAGACGGUGGGCAUUAUGGGCGUGGCGAUGGGAAAAGAAGCCUUUGCGCCCUACUUCCCCACGUUCAUGCAUCACAUCGUGGUCGAGAACUUUGCACUGGGCAGCGCCGCUCUGCGGGAGCAGAGCUUUGGCUUUAAGCAACGUGUGCGAGCGCUGCGGACGAUUGAGGAGGAUAAGGCGGUGCUGACGAAUAGGCACCUGCUGGCGAAGGCCGCAAUGCCGAUUGCGCUGGAAGACGACAUGAAGCAGCUGGAAGCGGCGCAGAAGUCGCGUGAAAGUGGUGGUGGUGGUGGUGCCGUUGCGGCCGGCGACGAUGGCAGCGACGACGAUGACGAUGACGAUGACGAUGAUGAGGCGGAAGAAAUCCACAUGCGGGUCCGCACCGCCGAUGUCGAGGAAAAAUGUUCUGCGAUCAACGCCAUUGGGGUGUUUGCGGAGACGCUGCUUACGCAGUUUGGGCCGGAGCGGGUGGCGCGCUGCAUGGAGCCUCUCUCGGUCCUCGACGGCCACUACUACCCCAACAUCCGUUCCAACAUGAUGAUCGCUAGCGCCCGCUUGGUGAAGGCGGCUCACGGUCGGCCAGAGGUGGAGAAGUCCCUGCAGCAGGAUACCCUCACGGAGGCAGCGCGAAACCUGCUGGAUGAUCUCAUCCACCAAAUCCUUCUCAAGACGAUGAACGACGACACGGAUAAGGAGGUGGUUGCAGCGGCGUGCGAAGCGAUGCAAAUUUUGCUCGAUUUCUUUGGACCACAGUGCUUCCGUUUUGGUCCCGACGCUAUCGUGAAAGAGUGCAUUUCCUUCUUGCGGCAGAAGAGCGGCUGCCAGAUGGCUGUGGACUUUGACCCCGACGAUAGUGAUCAAGACGACGUGGACGGCGAGGAUGUGCUGUUCCGCGAGGCGGAUCAGCUCAUCGCGGCCAACCCACAGGCAAGCUGGCGCGAUGUCGUGAAGCCGGAGAUGGUUCUCCAGGGCGUCAAGCUCUCCGAGGAUCACGACGACGUCAUCAUGGACUACGCCUCCGACAUGCUCGACUCGCUUGCCAAGGCGUACGGCCCCGCCUUUGCCGAAUACGCGCCAUACUUGAUGCCGCUGUUGGUGAAGUACUGCGACCCCACCGAACGCGACGCGAGUGACAUAACGAUGGGCAUUGGCAGUUACGCUGUGCUGCUGCAGGCGCUGGGCCCUGCCUGGGCGGCGCAGUACUUCGACACGGCAAUUGGCUUGAGCUUUGCCAUUUUGGAGAAAUCGGAGGAGUCCACGGCGCGGGGCAACAGCUGCUACCUGCUCCGCAUCCUCAUUGAGGCCUGCCCCGACCGCUUCACCGCCAACGUCUCCACCAUUCAGCAGACCCUGCAGGCGCUGUGGAGCGUCGCAGCCGGUGGAGAGAGUCUGAGCGGCGAUGGCAGCAGCGGGACGGCAACGGCGACAGAAGUGGAAACCCCAGGCGCAGUGGACAACGCCAUUAGCGCGACCUGCAGCCUCGUCCGAUGCUGCAGUUUGCUGUCCGGUGGCGCGCAGCCGUCCCCGUUGUUGGCGAUGUGGCCCACGAUUCUCCCCGCUGCUCCGCGGGGUGCCGAUGCGGCUGGAGAAAGAAGAAAACGGAAAUGCCAUCGCCACUUUGACGUUUUUGCUCACUCAUCCAGCCGUUGCCACGACG